AAAACGAAUUCACAUCAUCCGACAACGCUAAGCAUACGACCCAUACGCAACCCAGUUUUUAUAAGACAUGGCAGCCAUCUUUUUCCUCCGAACCUGAUCCACCUUUCGUUCCAAAUUCACUCUCUCCCAAUUCACUCUCUCGUUAGAGGCGAGAAAGGAAAGAUCGGAAAAGAUGAUGCACAUGACCUUCUACUGGGGUAAAGAGGUGACCCUCCUGGUGGACUCGUGGAAAACCAAGUCGUGGACGAGUUACGCUCUCACCCUCUUCGCCUGCCUCAUCAUCUCCGCCUUCUACCAGUACUUGGAGGACCGGCGCGUGCACCUCAAACUCGUCUCCUCCGGGAAGCCGCUGGCGCAGAUCGAGGAGCCUUUGCUGCAAGGGAUGCCCUUCCGUAGAGGGCCGAGAUGGUCGGCGGCGAGGAUCGGUGGGGCGGCGCUCUUCGGACUCAACUCGGCGAUCGGGUACCUGCUGAUGCUGGCGGUGAUGUCGUUCAACGUGGGGGUUUUCCUGGCCGUCGUGGUGGGCCUUGCGAUCGGAUACUUGCUGUUCAGGAAUGAGGAUAUCAAUGUUGCUACCCUUGUCGAAGAUAAUUCUUGUGCUUGUGCUUAGAUUUCAUUUAAUUGAUGGGAAGUUUCAAAGCGAUUUUUCUGGAUCAGAUAAAUGAUUCAAGAAAAAUGUGCCAUCUGAAUCUCUGUGUAUGUAUGCAUGUAAUUCUGCUUAUAAAAAAAACAAGUUUUGUUUA
Messenger RNA from Juglans microcarpa x Juglans regia, 743 nucleotides. RefSeq names its product copper transporter 5.1-like. Gene Ontology annotation, biological process: intracellular copper ion homeostasis; copper ion transmembrane transport. The transcript has a single exon. The record is from RefSeq and is a predicted model, not a curated record. The coding region runs from base 173 to 610 and encodes 145 amino acids. NCBI's taxonomy places the organism in Eukaryota, Viridiplantae, Streptophyta, Magnoliopsida, Fagales, Juglandaceae. Gene Ontology annotation, cellular component: plasma membrane. Gene Ontology annotation, molecular function: copper ion transmembrane transporter activity.